Messenger RNA from Brassica oleracea var. oleracea, 1151 nucleotides. RefSeq names its product prolyl 4-hydroxylase 2. The coding region runs from base 147 to 1052 and encodes 301 amino acids. The transcript has 7 exons. NCBI's taxonomy places the organism in Eukaryota, Viridiplantae, Streptophyta, Magnoliopsida, Brassicales, Brassicaceae. Gene Ontology annotation, biological process: peptidyl-proline hydroxylation to 4-hydroxy-L-proline. Gene Ontology annotation, molecular function: procollagen-proline 4-dioxygenase activity; iron ion binding; L-ascorbic acid binding. The record is from RefSeq and is a predicted model, not a curated record. Gene Ontology annotation, cellular component: endoplasmic reticulum.
GACGUGCGCAUGUCGCCGCCAUCUCAUUAGGUAGAGAGCCAUCAACUUUUCACGACCGUUGACAUUUUUUCCGAUAAGAACCAAAAAAAAAAAAAAAAAAAAAAAAAAAUCUCUCUACGUCUUCUUCCUUCUUGACCCAAGAGCUAAUGUCAAUGUCUCGCCGCGGAUUGAUUAGGAUGUUGCUCGUCGCCGUCUUCCUCGUCAUGCUUCAGUCAUCAACUGCUCUGAUUAGUUCUCCGAGUUCUAUCAUCAACCCUUCUAAAGUCAAACAAGUUUCUUCAAAACCCAGGGCAUUUGUGUAUGAAGGUUUUCUAACGGACCUGGAAUGUGAUCAUCUGAUCUCCCUUGCGAGAGAGAAUCUGCAGAGAUCUGCGGUUGCUGAUAACGACAAUGGGGACAGUCAAGUCAGUGACGUUCGGACCAGCUCCGGCACGUUUAUCUCCAAAGGAAAGGAUCCUAUUGUUUCCGGUAUAGAGGAUAAGCUCUCCACAUGGACAUUCCUCCCAAAAGAAAAUGGAGAAGACCUUCAGGUGCUAAGAUAUGAGCACGGUCAAAAAUACGACGCUCACUUUGACUACUUCCACGACAAAGUCAACAUCGCCCGUGGUGGACACCGCAUUGCAACCGUUCUCAUGUAUCUCUCCAAUGUCACAAAGGGUGGAGAAACUGUUUUCCCUGAUGCAGUGGAGUCUUCCCGCCUCAAGGUUUCUGUAAACAAAGACGGCCUUUCUGAUUGCGCAAAGAAAGGAAUUGCUGUGAAACCGAAGAAAGGAGAUGCACUGCUGUUCUUCAACCUCCACCAAGACGCAACCCCAGAUACAUUAAGCCUUCACGGAGGCUGUCCUGUGAUCGAAGGAGAGAAAUGGUCAGCGACCAAGUGGAUCCACGUGGACUCGUUCGAUAAGAUUGUGACGCAUGACGGUAGCUGUGCGGAUGUAAACGAGAGCUGUGAGAGAUGGGCGGUGCUUGGAGAGUGCGCAAAGAAUCCAGAGUAUAUGGUGGGAACUCCAGAGCUCCCUGGAAACUGCAGGCGUAGCUGCAAAGCUUGUUAAAAAGUUUAAAUUUAUGUAUGACUGUACCAUUAAGUUUUCUUUAUUGAUCGAACUUUGUUUUGUAAACUUUUUGUUUCUGAUGAACUCUUUGUUCCUUGA